Oppiella nova is the source of this 1386-nucleotide messenger RNA. The record is from the annotation of a GenBank genome assembly. Lineage: Eukaryota; Metazoa; Arthropoda; Arachnida; Sarcoptiformes; Oppiidae.
AUGUCACACAAACUGAGCGUGGUGUUAAAGUGUGGCUAUAAAAUCGCAAUCAAUGUGGACACGGAUGCGGUCAAGACAAUCCAUGAUUUGAAGGCUUACCUCCAGGCGCGCGGCAUCUAUUGCGAUGAGAGCGACAAAAUAGUGUACAACCAACAGAAAUACGCCCAUGGUCAAAACGUGCAUAGUUUGUUCUUGAUGGAUGGACCUGGUAAUAAUGAGUACCUGGUUAGCAGUAUCGGCGCUAAGGACGAGAUUUUAAUAGUCAAUAAAUCGGAGCCCAAAAGUGAUUAUACGGAAAGUCUAUCGAAAGAGAUAAAUGACUUGAAGGUGGAGUUGUCGGCGUUGAAGGCAUCCUAUGAUAGGAUUGUUUGCGAGAACCAGGAGUUGAGACAGAAUUUGAAUCAAUUGGACAUAAGUGGUUCAGAGGAAGGCAGUAGUGUUGGGAAGGGAUCACAGAAUCCGAUGACGAGAAUGACAGAUAUUUUGACACAAAUCCUAAAUGAGAGCCAAAAGACCAACACUUUGAUGAGUGGUAUGAAUACAGAGAGGGAUAAGGCGUUGAAAACACUGGAAGGCAUCCGACAACUGGUCGGUAAUACAGGCACUGAAUCGACGGCCAGUACCACACCAUUCAAGAAUAGUAUACAGAAUUCUGGCUAUAAACUAGUAAUAAAUGUGGACACCGAUGAGGUUAAGACAAUCAAAGACUUGAAGCGCUUCCUUAGUGGCAUCUAUUGCGAGGACACCGACAAAAUGAUUUACAUUGAGCAUCUUAUGGUUGGACCUAAAAGAGAUGGAUAUGCCAUAAGUAAUAUCGCAUAUAAUGAUGAGAUUAUUUUUGAGAGUAAAGCAGAUCCCGGAAGUGAUCAAAUCGAUGGCCUAUCGAAAGAGAUGAAUGAUUUGAGGAAAGAGUUGUCGGCGUUGAAGGCAUCCUAUGAUCGUAUCGUUUGCGAGAACCAGGAGUUGAGACAAAAGUUAAAUCAAAUGGACAUAAGUGGUUCAGAAGAAGGCAGUAAUGAUGGGAAGGGAUCACAGAAUCCGAUGACGAGAAUGACAGAUAUUUUGACACAAAUCCUAAAUGAGAGCCAAAAGACUAAUAGUUUAAUGAGUGGUGAGAAGGAAAAGGUGUUGAAAACACUGGAAAGCAUUCGACAACUGGUCGGCAACACAGACACUGAAUCGACGGCCAGUACCACACCAUGUCUCGUUAAAGUGAACCAAUUUCUGCCACAAGAAUCGCACGAAUUGGGGAUCCGUUUCCCCAAUCAGGUUAUGGUAUUCGCACGGGUCGUCCCCUUGCGAAAGUGUAGUUCCGCACUCAACGACAGACCCCUUAAGCACCUCAUAAUCGGGUCGUCUAUUCAUUUGCCGCAACACUUGAUAUGA